UAUCAUACAAAAGCACAAGAGAGAUGUUCGUUAUACGAUCAGUAACAUUGCUAUAACCAUGUGAUUUGAUUUGUGAUUAUAAUUUUUUUAAUUCGUUUUUACAAAAAUUAAUUAAUGAAAUGUUGCAAUAUUUUGUUUUUGUUUUUAAAUACGUGUAUGGUUAAAUACGCAGUAUAUUUUACGUGUAUUAAGUAUAUAAUAUCAUAGAAUAAAGUGUAUUCAAACAAYCUACAGAACCAUAAAAGUAAAAUAAAUGUUACACAUGAAAACUGAGAAUAUAAAAUAAAGCACUAUUAUGAAAUACAUUACGAUAUUGGUAAUUUUAUUAAACUUUUAUGUACGUGCAAUAAAAAGUUCAAAUAUACUUGUUUUUGUGCCAUCACCAUGGAAAAGUCAUAUUACUUCUUUCCAACCAUUAUUCUUGGAGUUAGCAAACCGUGGUCAUAAUAUAACAGUGGUAUCAAAAUUUAUAGUUAAAGAUCCACCACCUACAUAUACACAAUUGAUUCCUUCUUAUGAAUUUGAUAUUGAUGGAAGAUCGGAUUUCUUAAUGCGAGAUCGGAGCAUUCAUUACUCAUUUUUCGAAGAUCCAAUAACACGUAGCACAAUAUUAGUCGACACAACAUAUAUGUUUUUAUCUGACCCAAAAGUGCAGAAAUUUAUUAGAUAUGAUCAAUCAGCGUUUGAUUUAGUCAUCAUUGAAUCAUUUUUUCAAGAGUGCACUGUAGCGCUGGGUCAUAAAUACCAAGCACCAGUAAUUUCAAUCGUUCCAGUAACUCCUUGGGUAAGCGUAUCUCGAUGGACAGCAAAUCCUACAGAUUUUUCAUACAUUAAGGAUUUUAUGCUGGAUGGAGGUAAGUCAAUGACUUUCUGGGAACGAUUCACUAAUUGCUAUAUUGGGUUUUACUGUCUAUUUGUUGAACUCAUUACGUAUAUUCCGAAAUUGGAAAAUAUAAUGGAUACUUAUUUCCAAUACCCUGGAUAUGAAAACCGGCCUACAAUGUCAGAGAUGCUGAAGAACAUAUCGCUCAGUUUAAUUGACUCUGAUUCAACAAUUUUUAGUCCACGACCAUAUAUUCCAAGUUUUAUUGAAGUAUCUGGUAUCCAUAUUAAACCUAAAACGCAAAUGGACRAGAGACUACAAGACUUUAUGGACAAAGCUAAUACCGGUGUUAUCUAUUUCAAUUUUGGUACAAUAUUGAAUGUGACAAGUAUACCUAAACUGUCUCUGCGCAGUUUGAUUAAUGUAUUAGGCCGAUUAGAACAAAAAAUUGUGUUUAGAUGGAUUAAUAAUGACACUAAAAAAUUUCCAGCAAAUUUUUAUGUCAAUUCUUGGCUCCCACAAAGAGAAAUCCUAAAUCAUCCAAAUUGUAAAAUUUUUAUUACUCAUGGAGGAGUUCAUGGAAUUAUAGAGACAAUAGAUGCUGGGAUUCCAAUUAUUGGAUUUCCUGUUUUCGGGGACCAGUUUCAAAAUGUUAGAAUCAGUCAAGAAAAUGGGAUUGGUAUUAUGAGUAAUAUUUUUACGAUGACAGAAGAGACAUUUGAAAAAGAUAUAAAGMUUAUAAUCAAUAAUAAGAAGUUUUCUGAAAAUGUUAAAAGAAUGUCUUCCAUAUUCCAUGAUCGAUCGAUGUCAGCUAUGGAUACGGCGGUAUAUUGGGUAGAAUACGUAAUCAGAAAUAAAGGAGCUCAUCAUUUACGUUCUACUGCAGUAGGUUUAACGUGGUACCAGUAUUAUUUAUUAGACGUUAUUACAUUUUUUAUUAUAGUUUUAUUGUUUUUUAUUUGUAUUUGCUAUUUUCUUACUAAACGGAUUAUGAGUGUAAUGUUUAAUUUGUUCACUAAACCAAAAAUAAAUUAACGUUUUGUGAGA
Molecule: messenger RNA, 1870 nt
Organism: Diuraphis noxia (Russian wheat aphid)
Lineage: Eukaryota; Metazoa; Arthropoda; Insecta; Hemiptera; Aphididae
Molecular function (GO): UDP-glycosyltransferase activity
Source: RefSeq, a predicted model, not a curated record